Molecule: messenger RNA, 1731 nt
Organism: Rotaria socialis
Lineage: Eukaryota; Metazoa; Rotifera; Eurotatoria; Philodinida; Philodinidae
Source: the annotation of a GenBank genome assembly
AUGCUAAGCCGAGCACAUCCAGCAGUUAUUGAAACAAUCGAUCACAAAGGAGUAAUUAGAAGCCGGGAAGUUAUCCAAGGUGGUGAUGCAGGCGGCGUUUAUGUACCAAAACGAGUUGGUAACGAAGAUCCUAAUAUUCAUUAUGGUGUAGUAAUCGAUUGUGGAAGUAGUGGAUCUAGACUGUAUAUUUAUAUAUGGCCAGAACAUUCAGGACAAGAAAAUGAAUUAUUACAAAUAAAACAGUUACUUGAUAAGCAAGGAAAUCCAGUUGUGAAGAAACUAGAACCAGGUCUCUCGUCAAUGGCAAAAACACCAGGAAAUGCAACUGAAUAUUUGAUAUCAUUACUAGAUUUCGCUGCGGAAACUGUUCCAUCAGAUAAGCAUCGGGAAACACCAUUAUAUAUCUUGGCAACCGCCGGUCUUCGCUUUUUGACUCCAAACGAACAAAAAGCAUUACUAGAAGAUUUAUUCAAUGACAUUGUUCAAAAUUAUCACUUUCAAAUUGAAAAAACUCAUAUUCAAGUUAUUCCCGGAAAAUUAGAAGGUAUUUAUAGUUGGAUAGCAAUUAAUUAUGUACUUGGUCGUUUCCAGAGCAAUACUACAGAUUCCAUAUCUGUCACUAGUGGUCAAACAAUAUCUAUUUCAAAAAAAAGACCAUCAACUGUCGGUAUUCUUGAUAUGGGUGGUGCCUCAGCUCAAAUAGCUUUCGAAGUUUCACCAGAUAUACCAGUAGAAGGUGAAGAAAUAGCAGAAUUUUCGCUAGGGUACGAUGAAAAUCAAGAAAUAUUUAAAUACAGAAUAUAUGUCACAACAUUUCUUGGCUACGGUGCAAAUAAAGCAUUUGAAAAAUAUAUUGAUCGAAUCAUUUCAAUAGCUCUUAAAUCUUCACCAUCAAAUUCAACUCAUAUUCUAAUUGAUGAUGCUGAUUGUUUACCUCAUGGUUACACAGCUAAUUAUACACGAUAUAAUAAAACAAUAACAAUAAAAGGAGAAGGUGAUUUUCAUAGCUGUGCAAAACAUUUAGUCACUUUACUUAAUUUAAAUACAACAUGCAAAAAAAAGCCAUGUUCACUUAAUGGAAUUUAUCAACCGAGAAUUAACUAUGAAUCUCAAGAUUUCUAUGGUUUUUCAGAAUUUUGGUAUACCAUGGAAGAUGUUUUAAAAAUCGGUGGACCUUACGCCCGAUUAGCUUUUCUCAAUGCCUCGACUGCAAAAUUAUUACUAUUUCCAAAAGCUGACUUAAAUCGUGUAUUAUUACAAUGCUUUAAAUCUGCUUGGCUUUAUGCAUUUCUUCAUGAUGGGCUGAAAUUUCCUGUUAAUUAUCAACGUUUACGUUCAGCUUCACUAGUUAAUAAUAACGAUGUUCAAUGGACAUUAGGUGCUAUUUUAUAUAAAACUCGUUUUCUUCCAUUGAGAACAAUUAAUCAAGUUAAAAGUACUGUACAUUAUCGAAAGAGUCAUACUGAUUCAACAGUAAUGAUUAUUUUAAUAUGUUCAAUGCUGUUCAUAUGUGUGCUGAUGUUCUAUGGGAAAAUAUUACGAACUAAAAUUCUAUCUUUAUUUAUUCGCCGUAGUAGUCUUUAUUCAUCACCAUCGAAUAGUAAUUUUAAUCAACGUUAUCAAUUGUUAACAUCAGUUAUUAUUGAUGAUUCACCAUCAUUAUCAAAUAUAUAUUCCAACGGAAAAUCAACGUCAUCAUAUUCAUACAAUGGACGGUUAAGAAGUGUUUGA